Messenger RNA from Pyrenophora tritici-repentis Pt-1C-BFP, 6402 nucleotides. Lineage: Eukaryota; Fungi; Ascomycota; Dothideomycetes; Pleosporales; Pleosporaceae. The record is from RefSeq and is a predicted model, not a curated record.
AUGGGUCGGGUCUCGUUUACCGAAGAUACAAAAUUGCCCCAGGAUACCCAGAUCGAAGAGGAGCAAACGUCGGUGUUUGCUUAUCAGGAUGGCCCGGAGAACAAGUCCUGGGCAGGUGCGCUGCCCUUGAAGCAGGGUCUCUAUGAUCCGGAGCUGGAGAAGGAUGCUUGCGGUGUCGGUUUUGCGGCCCAUAUAAAGGGCAAGGCCAGCCACAAGAUUGUCUCCGAUGCACGGUCGUUGCUCUGCAACAUGACCCAUCGAGGAGCCGUGGGCUCAGACGCACGAGAUGGUGACGGUGCAGGUGUAAUGACCUCCAUCCCCCAUCGAUUCUUCCUCAAAGAGUUCGAGCGUGAACAAGGUUACAAGCUGCCGAUGCUUGGUCAGUACGCCACUGGUAACCUGUUCUUCAAGCCGGACGCCACCAUCUUGGAUGAGACCAAGACCAUGUUUGAGGAAGUUGCAGACCAGCUCGAUCUGAGAGUGCUCGGAUGGCGAACGGUUCCCCGCGACUCGACUCUUCUUGGACCUGCCGCUUUAUCGCGGGAGCCCAUCAUUCUCCAGCCGUUUGUUGUCCUGAAGACUGCCUAUGGCGAUGCCCGGGAGCCCAAGGCCGACUUCCAGGAAAAGUACGACAACGCUUACUUUGAGCGACAGCUGUAUGUCAUGCGAAAGCGGGCUACACACGUUAUUGGCCUGCACAACUGGUUCUACGUUUGCAGCUUAAGUAACAAGAACAUUGUCUACAAGGGUCAGCUUUCUCCCGUUCAGGUCUACGAAUACUAUCACGACCUGCUUAAUGUUGACUACGAGGGUCACUUUGCGUUGGUGCACUCGCGUUUCUCGACCAACACAUUCCCCAGUUGGGACCGCGCACAGCCGCUGCGAUGGGCUGCCCACAACGGUGAAAUUAACACUCUGCGAGGAAACAAGAACUGGAUGCGAGCACGUGAGGGUGUCAUGAAGUCCAGCCUCUUUGGCGAGGAGCUUGACUCUCUCUAUCCCAUUGUCGAAGAUGGUGGUUCCGACUCUGCAGCUUUCGACAACGUUCUUGAGCUGCUCACCAUCAACGGCGUACUUUCUCUGCCAGAAGCAAUUAUGCUCAUGGUUCCGGAAGCAUGGCAGGGCAACCACACCAUGGACCCUGCUAAGCAGGCAUUCUACGAGUGGGCCGCCUGCAUGAUGGAGCCUUGGGAUGGCCCUGCACUUUUCACAUUCUCAGACGGACGGUACUGCGGUGCCAACUUGGACCGAAACGGUCUUCGUCCCUGUCGUUACUACAUUACUGACGAUGAUCGCAUUGUUUGCGCAUCAGAAGUCGGUACCAUUUCCAUUGAGCCCGAGCGAGUCGUACAGAAGGGUCGUCUGCAGCCCGGUAGGAUGUUGCUCGUCGACACUGUCGCUGGUCGAAUUGUCGAUGACGCUGAGCUGAAGAAAACUGUUGCAGAGCGCAACGACUUCCGCGCAUGGAUCGAGAAGAACCUUUUGACUCUCCCCAAGAUUGUCAAGUCUGUGGGAGACAAGGGUAUUGACCUUUCAUACGCGCUCACAGAGACCAAGCUACACGAGGACCCUCGUCUGCGAGCAUUUGGCUACUCCCUUGAGCAAGUCAGUUUGCUUCUAGGACCUAUGGCUGCUGACUCCAAGGAGGCGUUGGGAUCCAUGGGUAACGAUGCUCCUCUUGCAUGCUUGUCCACUCAGCCUCGCCUACUCUACGAGUACUUCCGCCAGCUCUUCGCUCAGGUCACCAACCCCCCUAUCGACCCCAUUCGUGAGGCGAUUGUCAUGUCUUUGGAGACCUACGUUGGCCCCCAGGGUAACCUCCUAGAGAUGGAUGAGUCACAGUGUGGACGUCUGCUUCUGCCAUCGCCUAUUCUGACUCUUGAAGAAUUCAAGGCCUUGAACAACGCCCAUACGCUUUACUCUGACUGGACCGUCAAGAGCAUCGACAUUACUUUCCCCAAGAGCGAGGGUAUCGAUGGGUACAUGGCCGCACUUGACCGCAUCUGCGAAGCUGCUACCGAGGGUAUCCAGGCUGGCGACAACAUCCUUGUCCUGACUGACCGCGCUGCUUCUACUGACCGUGUUGCCGUCUCUGCCUGCUUGGCUACCGGUAUGGUCCACCACCACCUUGUCCGCAACAAGUGGCGAUCCAACGCUGCUUUGGUUGUUGAGACUGGUGAGGCCCGGGAGGUACACCACAUGUGUGUGCUUGUCGGAUACGGUGCUGAUGCCAUCUGCCCGUACCUCGCCAUUGAGUGCAUCUUGAAGAUGCACAGGGAGGGCCUGAUCCGCAAGAAGCUCACUGCCGAUCAGCUCAUUGACAACUACAAGCACUCCUGCGAUGGUGGUAUCUUGAAGGUCAUGAGUAAGAUGGGUAUUUCCACCCUUCAGUCCUACAAGGGCGCUCAGAUCUUCGAGGCCCUCGGUCUUGAUGACUCCGUUGUCGACCGCUGCUUCACUGGAACAGCGUCGCGUAUCAAGGGUAUGACCUUUGAACUGAUCGCUUCGGACGCUUUCGCUCUCCACGAGAAGGGUUACCCAUCGCGACCCAUUGUUGAGGUUCCCGGUCUUGUCGAGACUGGCGAGUACCACUGGCGUGACGGAGGCGAGCCUCACGUCAACGACCCGACGGCCAUGGCUAACAUCCAAGAUGCCGUUCGCACCAAGAAUGACAAGUCGUACGAGGCAUACUCAAUUGCCGAGUAUGAACGCAUCAAGGACUGCACUCUCCGUGGUCUUUUGGACUUUAGCUUCGACGACCGCGCUCCUAUCCCGAUUGACCAAGUCGAGCCAUGGACGGACAUUGUACGCCGAUUUGUUACCGGUGCCAUGUCCUACGGUUCCAUCUCCAUGGAGUCUCACUCUACUCUCGCCGUCGCCAUGAACCGUCUUGGUGGAAAGUCAAACACAGGAGAGGGUGGUGAAGACCCCGAGCGUAGCUUGCGCAUGGAGAACGGUGAUACUAUGCGGUCGGCUAUCAAGCAGAUUGCUUCCGGACGUUUCGGUGUCACUUCAAACUACCUUGCCGACGCCGAUGAGCUUCAGAUCAAGAUGGCUCAAGGUGCUAAGCCUGGUGAGGGCGGUGAGCUUCCUGGCCACAAGGUCUCUGGUUCCAUUGCUAAGACUCGUCAUUCCACUCCUGGUGUUGGUCUCAUCAGUCCCCCUCCCCACCACGACAUUUACUCCAUCGAAGAUCUCAAGCAACUCAUCUACGAUCUCAAGUGCUCUAACCCCCGUGCUCGUGUCUCCGUCAAGCUCGUCUCCGAGACUGGUGUUGGUAUCGUCGCUUCCGGUGUCGCUAAGGCCAAGGCUGACCACAUUCUCAUCUCCGGCCACGAUGGUGGUACUGGUGCCUCUCGAUGGACUGGUAUCAAGUAUGCCGGUCUUCCCUGGGAGCUGGGUCUCGCCGAGACUCAUCAGACGCUUGUUCUUAACGACCUUCGUGGUCGUGUCAUUGUCCAGACUGAUGGUCAACUUAGGACUGGACGGGAUGUAGCCAUCGCCUGUCUACUUGGAGCUGAGGAGUGGGGCUUUGCUACCACUCCUCUUAUUGCUAUGGGGAACACCUGCCCUGUCGGUAUCGCCACCCAGGACCCUGAGCUCAGGAAGAAGUUUGCCGGUACACCCGAGCAUGUCAUCAACUUCUUCUACUACAUCGCCAACGAGCUUCGCGCAAUCAUGGCCAAGCUUGGUUUCCGUACUAUCAACGACAUGGUGGGCCAUUGCGAGGUUCUUCGCAUCCGUGAUGAUCUCCGCACUGCCAAGACUGAGAACAUCGACCUGUCCCUCAUCCUGACACCAGCACACACGCUCCGCCCCGGUGUUGCUACCUUCAAUGUCCGCAAGCAGGACCACCGCCUCCAUGUUCGUCUCGACAACAAGCUCGUCGCCGAGUCCGAGCUCGCUUUGGAGAAGGGUCUACCGGCACGCAUUGAGUGCGAUGUGGUCAACACCGACCGUGCUCUUGGUGCAACUCUCUCUUACCACAUUAGCAAGCGUUACGGCGAGGCUGGUCUGCCCCAGGAUACCAUUCACGUGAACAUCCGUGGAUCCGCUGGCCAGUCUUUCGGUGCUUAUUUGGCACCUGGUGUCACUAUUGAACUUGAGGGUGACGCUAACGACUAUGUUGGUAAGGGUCUGUCUGGUGGUCGCUUGAUCAUCUACCCGCCCCGCAACGCAGUAUACCGCGCCGAGGAGAACGUUCUCAUCGGUAAUGUAUGCUUGUACGGUGCCACUCGCGGAACUUGCUUCUUCCGUGGUAUCGCUGCCGAGCGCUUCUGUGUGCGCAACUCCGGUGCUACGGCGGUUGUUGAAGGUGUUGGUGACCACGGUUGCGAGUACAUGACUGGCGGUCGCGUCCUUGUUCUUGGUUCGACUGGACGCAACUUUGCUGCUGGUAUGUCUGGUGGUAUCGCCUAUGUCUUGGACAUCCACAAGGACUUUGAGCAGAAGGUCAACCAGGAAAUGGUUGAACUAUCCGGUAUCGAAGAGCCAGAGGAGAUUGCCUUUGUACGUGGCCUCAUUGAGGACCAUCACCACUACACUGGCUCUGAGCUUGCCGCCCGUAUUCUCCUCGACUUCACUCGUGCUCUCUCACGCUUCGUCAAGGUCAUGCCUGUCGACUACAAGCGUGUACUCCUCGAAGAGAAGGCCAAGGCUGCCGAAAAGAAGAAGUCAGAGUACCCUCUUCCUCUCCUCGCCGGCAACCCCGUCCGCAACGUCCACGAGGAGUCCCGCAACAAGGAAGCCGAGGCUGAGGCCAAGAAUAAGAAGAAGAGCGACCUUCUCGACAUCGAAGAGAGUGUCACCGACGCCAAGGCAGAGAAGAAGAAGGCACUUGUGCUAGACAAGACCCGCGGUUUCAUGAAGUACCAGCGCCGCUCUGAGAAGUACCGCAAUCCCAAGACUAGGACUCGUGAUUGGGCCGAGCUGUCUCAGCGUCUCAACGAGGACGAGCUGAAGUACCAGACUGCCCGCUGCAUGGACUGCGGUGUACCCUUCUGCCAGUCUGACACUGGAUGUCCUAUUUCUAACAUCAUCCCUAAGUGGAACGAAUUGGUCUUUCAGGGCCAGUGGCGUGACGCCCUCAAUAGGCUUUUAAUGACCAACAAUUUUCCGGAAUUUACUGGUCGUGUUUGCCCGGCUCCUUGCGAGGGUGCCUGCGUUCUCGGCAUCAACGAGGACCCCGUUGGUAUCAAGUCGAUUGAGUGUGCCAUUAUCGACCGCGGUUUUGAGAAGGGUUGGAUGAUUCCUUCGCCACCACAGGUUCGCUCCGGCAAGACUGUUGCCAUCAUCGGUUCCGGUCCUGCUGGUCUUGCCUGCGCUGAUCAGCUCAACAAGGCUGGUCACAGCGUUACCGUAUUCGAGCGGGCUGACCGUGUCGGUGGUCUUCUCAUGUACGGCAUCCCCAACAUGAAGCUCGACAAGAAGGUUGUUCAGCGCCGUGUCGACUUUAUGGCUGCCGAAGGUAUCGUCUUCAAGACUGGUGUCACUGUUGGCGAAGAGGGACAGACCAAUCUCGAGAAGCUGCGCAGCGAGUAUGACGCGGUUGUCUUCGCUACGGGUGCCACUGUUGCCCGUGAUCUACCCAUCCCUAACCGCAACUUGGAGGGUAUCCACUACGCCAUGCAGUUCUUGCACAAGAACACCAAGUCACUCCUCGACUCCGACUUGGCUGAUGAUGCCUACAUCUCGGCCAAGGACAAGAACGUCAUCGUCAUCGGAGGUGGUGACACUGGUAACGACUGCAUCGGUACCUCGGUCCGCCACGGAGCCAAGUCGGUCGUCAACUUUGAGCUUCUUCCCCAGCCUCCGCCAGAGCGCGCCCGCGACAACCCAUGGCCUCAGUGGCCCCGUAUCUUCCGCACCGACUACGGUCACAACGAAGUCAAGACCCACAUGGGCAAGGACCCGCGUGAGUACUGCGUCAUGUCCAAGGACUUCGUCGACGACGGUAGUGGCAAGGUUAAGGGUAUCAACACUGUCCGUGUCGAGUGGACCAAGUCCGCAUCUGGUGGCUGGGACAUGAAGCACGUUGAAGGUAGCGAGCAAUUCUUCCCUGCCGACCUCGUCUUGCUCUCUAUGGGUUUCUUGGGCCCUGAGCAGCGUGUCAUGAGCGAUGUCAUCGAGCUUGACGGACGCAAGAACAUCAAGACUCCCCCGGGUCACUACAACACCAACCUUUCCGGUGUCUUCGCCGCCGGUGACUGCCGCCGCGGUCAGUCCCUGAUCGUCUGGGGUAUCAACGAAGGUCGCCAGUGCGCUCGUGACGUUGAUACUUUCCUCACUGGGUACGGAACUUCGCUUCCCGUCACUGGUGGUAUCGUCAAGCGUCCACCUUACGAGGCUAUGACCAAGGCCAGCCGCGACCUUAAGGAGCAGCUGGUUACUGUUGCCGCUUAG